AUGUCACUCAUCUUUGGUCCUCAUCCCAAAGUGGUACCCAACCCCGAUGCCGUCUUGAUCAAAGAAGUUCGAGCCUUUACGUUUGGAAAUGACGAUCAGGAAAAGGAAUCGGGAGGAGGAGCCGAUUGCCACAAACAGGCCAAGGGACAUUGGAUUGUCGAUUCCGAUAUUGCCAACCCCAUGAGUGUCUACGAACAGUACCGGUCCAGUCGAUCUAGCUGGGGCAUUGAUGCCAUGGGCAGUAUUGUGGUCGAAGUCGAACUCACCAAUGGUAUGGUCGGUGUGGGUAUUUCGAUUGGUGGUGAUGCCGCCUGUUUCAUGGUCGAAAAACACCUCAGUCGAUUCGUAGAAGGACAGGAUCCCAGUAAUGUCGAACUCAUGUGGGAUCAAAUGUGGAAAUCCACCAUCAAUUACGGACGCAAGGGGAUUGCCGUGCAAGCCAUUAGUGCCGUUGAUAUUGCCAUCUGGGACGCAUUGGGACAUUUGCGAGGAAUGCCCGUCUAUCAGUUGCUAGGAGGAAAAACAAAGGAACGAAUGCCCGUGUAUGCCACCACGGCAAGGCCCGAUCUCGCCAAGGAAAUGGGAUUCCACGGAGCCAAAUUCCCCCUACCCUACGGACCUGCCAAUGGACAAGAAGGCAUGGUCAAAAAUGUAGAGCUCGUCAAAAAGUGGAGAGACGCAGUGGGACCCGAAUUCCCCAUUAUGAUUGAUUGUUGGAUGUCCUUGACGGUCCCGUAUGCGCUCGAAUUGGCCCGACGCUGUCAACCCUACAAUGUCAAAUGGAUUGAAGAGACGCUCCCUCCCGAUGACUAUGAAGGGUACGCAGAAAUCAAACGAAGGGACUGUUCCACCCUUUGGACCACGGGUGAACACGAGUACACACGAUGGGGAUUUCGUACCCUCUUGGAAAAGAAGUGCUGUGAUGUCUUGCAACCCGACAUUACCUGGUGCGGUGGAAUUACAGAGGCGAGACGCAUUAUUGCCUUGGCAUCAGCCUACAAUGUCCCCAUCAUCCCGCAUGGGUCCAGUGUCUACUCGUAUCAUUUGCAAAUCUGCUACCCCAGCUGCCCCAUUGCCGAGUUUCUCGUCAUGUCUCCCAAAGCCGACAAGAUUGUCAGCUUUUUUGGAAACCUCUUCAAGGAUGAACCUCUGCCCAAAGAUGGAUAUGUGGAAAUUCCGGACAAACCAGGAUUUGGUGUCACUCUGAAUAGAGAGGAACUCAACAUGGUGCGUCCCUAUCCACGGGCAAAGUUGUAAGGAAAAGAUGACAACACAACCGGCGAGAAAGGAUAGAACAUACAUUCGAUGUGCUUUUGUGACCCUGUCGGAGCUGAUAGAUCCUGUUGAGCACUACAGAUAUUACUACACUCAUUCUAAAGCACUAGC
Molecule: messenger RNA, 1386 nt
Organism: Seminavis robusta
Lineage: Eukaryota; Bacillariophyta; Bacillariophyceae; Naviculales; Naviculaceae
Source: the annotation of a GenBank genome assembly